This is a messenger RNA of Chanos chanos (milkfish), 424 nucleotides long. Its product is annotated as antimicrobial peptide NK-lysin-like. Lineage: Eukaryota; Metazoa; Chordata; Actinopteri; Gonorynchiformes; Chanidae. The coding region runs from base 1 to 408 and encodes 135 amino acids. The record is from RefSeq and is a predicted model, not a curated record. The transcript is spliced from 4 exons. Gene Ontology annotation, biological process: defense response to bacterium; lipid metabolic process.
AUGCUUGAGAUUGCUGACAUCAUGUCCGUGGCCAAAAUGAAAAUGAUGAGCAAGGAUGCGUUGCGCAUGGAGCGCACGGACAUGAGUUUUGGCGGGCAUAUGAUUGGUUACCAGGCAGCCAAUGUCAAUCUGGAGGUCAUGCCAGAGGCUCAACUACCAGAGCUUUGCUGGGCAUGUAAGUGGAUCCUCAACAAAGUGAAAAAGCAAAUCUCCAAUGGUACUGACCAGGAGACCAUCAAAAACAAACUAAUCUCGGUGUGUGACCAGAUUGGUUUUCUUAAAUCAAAGUGCAAGAGUUUUGUUAAGAAAUAUCUAAACACCUUAAUUGAGGAACUGUCCACCACUGAUGACCCAAGAACCAUCUGUGUCAAUCUCAAGGCCUGCAAGCCAAAGACCAUGGAAUGGUGAGAGACCUGGAUCCAAG